AUGCUUAUAGAAGCCCAUCAUAGCGUCGGGCUAGUAGAACGCUACUACGUCCUUGUGCGACGCGCCUUUGAGAUCGUCACAAAAGAGCUUCUAAAAGCCCUAAGGGAGGACCGGCUUCAAAUGGCUAUCAAAGCCAUCAACGACACAGCUGGACCUAAUGGCCUAGCUAUGAAAGAAGUACGAAAAUGCCACGCUGCGAAGCAGGUUAAAGACGCGCUCAAAAGGAGGAAUGGCCCAAUUACGGAGCAUACCCUAGACCUCCUUAUUAGCUCACGGGUGCUAGUGUGGCGGGAAAACCAAGGGUCAACUUUAGUAAAACCUUACUACUCUGAAGUUGAAAAGCUGCCAGAAGAGUUGCAGGUACCUGAAGUAAAAGUGGAAGAAGAAGUGGAAGAAAAGAUACCUUAUCAAAAGUACGAUCUUAAUAUCCCGACCGUGCCCGACGAAAAAAAGAGCGAUUCUUACGUUCUAUUCACUAAGGACUCCGAGGUGUUGAUUACCGAUAAAAAACGCCGGGACCAUAAGCUCUUAGCUAAGCUACGAGCCGAAAGAAUUAUUAAAAGCCUCGGGGCACCAUUUCAAGAGUCUAGAGCAAAGGAAUUAGCUAGAUUAAUAGCUUAA
Drepanopeziza brunnea f. sp. 'multigermtubi' MB_m1 is the source of this 621-nucleotide messenger RNA. NCBI's taxonomy places the organism in Eukaryota, Fungi, Ascomycota, Leotiomycetes, Helotiales, Drepanopezizaceae. The record is from RefSeq and is a predicted model, not a curated record.